UUUUGUAGUCCACGAACUUGGUCUCGUGACAGCUGCUGUUGCUAAUCAGCUGGUAGCAUCUACAACGUUCCUGCCUGCUAAUAUUGGCCAGCGAGCUUAAAUGAAAAAAAAACAUUCGCGAAAUAUCAUCAGCGAGCAGUGAAGGAAGAUGUUGUCUCGUUUACUGAAGGAGCACCAGGCGAAGCAAAGCGAGCGGAAGGACCUGCAGGAGAGACGCAGGCGAGAAGCUAUUGCCGCAGCCACCUGUCUGACAGAAGCCCUGGUGGACCACCUCAAUGUUGGGGUUGCCCAAGCAUACAUAAACCAACGUAAGCUCGACCAUGAGGUCAAAACUCUCCAAGUGCAGGCGAGCCAGUUCUCCAAACAAACUGCUCAGUGGAUCAGUAUGGUGGAGGGGUUCAAUCAGGCCCUAAAGGAAAUUGGGGAUGUGGAGAACUGGGCCCGCAGUAUUGAGAUGGACAUGAGGACUAUCGCCACAGCUCUGGAGUAUGUACACAAGGGUCAACUUCAGUCUGCUUCCUCAUAAACUUCAUGCAAGAAGUUCCCGGCUGAAACUAAAUACACUGGAAUUUAACAGAAUGUAACAAGAAUCUGGUCCUGUUGACCUGAAAGAUGCAAAACCUCAGUAUCAAGAAUGACUUUGCAUGUCUGCACACCCCUCUGAGCGAGCUAAUGCAGAUGGUGACGUUGUUCAGAGAAAUACAGAAAGUCUGUUGCAUUUGACAAUUAAGAUUCUUGUUUGUCGUUAGCUUUUGUAUUAAAUGAAAUGAAAUAGGUCUAACAUCUGUCUGGUAGUGAGGAUGUCUUCAUAAUAACAGAAAAUUUUGAGGUGAUAAGUUUCUGAAUACUUAAAAAUUAAGGAAAGCAGAGUAAGUAUGCAUUUGUAAAGGUGUUGAUUGCUUGCAAUAGGUUUAAAGCGGAUACAGACAAAUUUUCACACAUCUCCUUGUCUGUAGUUUCCCCUAAAAGCAUUUUUUGGAAGGCUUCUUUUCAGCACCUGAUAUCUGAAUUAUGUAUAUCAAUGUCUAGGUAUUAUAUGUCUAUGUACAAUAUGAACUGUACUGUUUUCAUCAGAUAACUUAACUUGAGGUUUAUCAUUUGAUGAUUGAACAUUUUUAAUAAAGUUUAAAAAAAAUGCA
Messenger RNA from Thunnus maccoyii (southern bluefin tuna), 1139 nucleotides. RefSeq names its product biogenesis of lysosomal organelles complex-1, subunit 1 (gene bloc1s1). Gene Ontology annotation, biological process: endosomal transport. The transcript is spliced from 4 exons. NCBI's taxonomy places the organism in Eukaryota, Metazoa, Chordata, Actinopteri, Scombriformes, Scombridae. Gene Ontology annotation, cellular component: BLOC-1 complex. The coding region runs from base 149 to 526 and encodes 125 amino acids. The record is from RefSeq and is a predicted model, not a curated record.